AUGCUAGCCGGGGCAGCCACCCUGAAGUACGCUCUGCACACAGCAUUUGGAAACACUGAGUUCUUCGAGUUUGAACUGCACAACCCCGAUGGCCAGGAGGACUACGUUCAGGUUCUAAUCGAUGACACAAAUGGAAGUCUGCAGCUGAUAACCAGCGCGCUGGAGAUUCGAGCUUUCAAGGCUUGCAACAAUAUUACCACGCCCACAGAUGACAGUAUUUUUGCCUAUAAUGUGCCGCUUCAAGGCAACGCGACCAGUGCCGACGUCAGUCCCCGGCGAAAUCAGGCCGACAUCGCCAUUUGUCUUCGGCCCAAUGAGAGGGUUCUUGUGCCCUUCAAGUACAUGGAAUGCUCUGCUUCCAGCGUCGAUGAGUUUCUCAGCAUAAAGCCCAAGAACCCCAUCGAUGAUCGCGUUGCCACCAGAGACAAGUGUGAACGCACAGUAAUGGUAAGUGCUUCUAUCGUUCUGUAA
Molecule: messenger RNA, 471 nt
Organism: Dibothriocephalus latus
Lineage: Eukaryota; Metazoa; Platyhelminthes; Cestoda; Diphyllobothriidea; Diphyllobothriidae
Source: the annotation of a GenBank genome assembly